This is a messenger RNA of Cynara cardunculus var. scolymus (artichoke), 867 nucleotides long. RefSeq lists its product as uncharacterized. The coding region runs from base 197 to 700 and encodes 167 amino acids. The record is from RefSeq and is a predicted model, not a curated record. The transcript is spliced from 2 exons. NCBI's taxonomy places the organism in Eukaryota, Viridiplantae, Streptophyta, Magnoliopsida, Asterales, Asteraceae.
AUUUGGAUUGGAGUCCAUCAAAAUUACGAGGGUUCAUGUGUCAUUUGGCAACAAAGGGAGAAAGAAAGGGUCGUUGACACUUCACGGACCCUCUCCCCCUUCCGCCCUUCCUGUUUCAUCCGCCGGUAGUUGAAAAUUAUACACUUUUUCAUCGCCGCCGACUACCUGCGGAUGCUACCUCAUACAUUCGAAUCCUAUGCACCAACCAAACCUAUAUAGAUCUGUAGAUAGAGAGCGGCGUGGGAUUGGAACUGUCAAGAUGAUACCGCGGUCGAGUUCUUUGCAGCAAGACAAGUUAUUUAGAUCUGUAGAUCGCGAGGGGGUUGAUGGCGGAGGUGUGACGUCGUUGCCACGGUCGAAUCCUGUGCAACAGGAGAAAAGAAUUACGCGAUCAAAUCUGGUGGACCAGCUCAGAGAGUAUCAAAUUCGAUCGAAACAUGAUUGGGCCUCCGUCUCAUUCUUUUCCUCCACUUCAAAUCUCUCUUCCUCCAGGGUGGAUGUAGUGGUGUUCGUAAUUUGGGAACUUGUGAUUCUAGCUUUUUUGGUUUUCUCGGCAGUUUCGUUGUAUUUCCGGCACUUGAGACUUGGAUUUGUUUUGGCAACCAUCACAUUGUUACUGCUAUUAUCUAUGAAGGUAACAAAGCGUAUAAAACUGGCCCAGAAAAAGAAACGAAGGAUGCUUCUUCCUUUAUCCAUGUAGAAACACUAACAAUUUGAUGUCACCCCGACCCCAACUUUCGUUGUGUAAAUUUGCAACAAAUUUUGACCAUUUCCAAGGUCUAUCCCCUCUUUUUUUUUGGUUUAUUCUGUUGUGUAAUUGCAGUUGAAGCAAAUGAAUGAUAAAGAAUGGAAAUUGAUAGUGUUCUC